AUGCGCGGCCUUGCUUUCCUCGCAAAUGCGACAUGCGCUCUAUUCGCAAGGACCGGCCUUGCUGCACCGGCUGCAUGCCCUGCUCCCGUGGUUACUACUACCUCGACCUCAGUUCCUGCUUUGUCUACGAUUUACCAGUUCCCAGCUGGCUCUGGCGCCUGGGUGGAGAACAUUGCUGAGCGCUCCAAUGGCCAGCUCCUCGUCACCCGCAUGUUCACUCCCGAACUCUGGCUCAUCGACCCGGAGACUGGUUCUGCUGAGUUGGUCUACAGCUUCCCCGGUGCCAACUCAGUGACUGGCAUUACACCUACUGGCAACAACGACGAGUUUGCUGUUGCAGUCGGUAACGUCGAUGCCGCCACAUUCACACCUGAGGCUGGCAGCUGGAGCACCUGGAAACUCAGCAUGUCGGAAGCCGAGGCAACCGCUACACUCAUCACCAAGCUUCCUGAGGCCAAGUUCCUCAACGGCAUGGGCUCGUUCGAAGCUGGAGAAUCGAAGGGUCUUCUCAUCACUGACUCAGUCGUUGGUGGUAUCUGGGCUGUUGACCUUGCGACUGGUGCCAACAGCCUUGCUCUGCAGGACGACACCAUGAUCGCACCCGCCGGCGCCGCCUUCGCUGUUGGCAUCGAUGGCUUCCGUAUCAAGGGUGACUACCUCUACUAUACCGUUUUCGCUGGCGGUGUCCUUCGCCGGAUCAACGUCGAGUACCCCUCUGGCGCCGAUCUCGCUGCCGGGACUGCUACAUUGAAGCAGAUCGCUGUCGAGGAGCUUGCGAACACUGGCGGUUCUUUCGACGACCUUGACGUUGCAGCUGACGGCACCGUCUACGUCACCACAAACCCUGAGAACACCGUCGUCAAGUUCGCUGCUGCUGGUGGCAAGCCCACUCUCGUUGCUGGCAACGCUGGGAGUUUGGCUCUUGCUGGCGCGUCAUCCGCCCUUCUGUCCAAGAUCGCUGCCAAUGUUCUGUACGUUACCACGUCCGGUGGCGUUGCUGCGCCUGUCAACGGCACCUUGUCUGAGGCCGGCAAGAUCAUGAAGAUUGUCUUGUAA
This is a messenger RNA of Ascochyta rabiei, 1056 nucleotides long. RefSeq lists its product as uncharacterized. The transcript has a single exon. The record is from RefSeq and is a predicted model, not a curated record. NCBI's taxonomy places the organism in Eukaryota, Fungi, Ascomycota, Dothideomycetes, Pleosporales, Didymellaceae. Bases 1 to 1056 code for a protein of 351 amino acids.